AUGGCGAGUGUUGCGAGUCGGAAUUUGUUCGACAUACUUGUCGAUAAUGAGGAUAUUGAUCCAAUUGUACCAGAAAAAGAAUCCUCAAAAAAGGAACCUGCAGCAACGGUAGUUGUCCAGAAGAAAGUUGAUAGGUCUCGAGCAAGUCCUAAAGAGGCCAGAAUUAGACACGAAUAUCCUCAACGUGGAGGCUUUAAAUCCGCUCCUACCAACAAUAGGAACGAGGACACGAGAUCAGGUGCGGCACCUCGUGAUCGCAAUGUUGGUCCUCGUCUUUCUGGUCGUCGCGAAGAAGGUGAUUACCCUAAUAGAAUGUCACGCGGUGCCAGAGCUAGCGAACGAGGUCGUGGAGGUCGUGGAGGAAGCCGCCGUGGACGAGAAUACGACCGUCAUAGUGGCACUGGUAAAUAUGACAGUGACAAAAAAGAAAAUCAGAGUUGGGGUAACGCUACCACUUCAUGGGAAAAUAAUGAAACAACAGAAAACAAUUGGAGUGGAGAAACAAAGGAAAACGAUGCGCCGGCUUCUUCUAGCCGGAAAAAUGAGAGUGAAAAACCUGGUCCAAAUGAAAACGGCUGGGAUGGUGCUAACGGUCAAAAUGCACAUGAGUCUAAUGCUAAAGAAGGUGGAUCAAAUUGGGAUGCACCCGUAGAGGCUACCGAAAAUUGGGAAUCAGGUGUAAAUGAGAAUGAAAAUUCUACAGCUGAAGAUAAAGCCGAAUUUAAGAAUCGGGAAGUGAAAGAAGAAACUGCUGAAGAUGGUGAAGCAACUGCUGCUGUUGUUGAAAAGACUUUUGAUGAGUACCUUGCUGAAAAAGCUCAAAAGGUACUUGACCUUUCUCUACCUGAAGCUAGGAAACCGAAUGAAGGUGUAGAUGAUUCUCAAUGGAAAGAUGCGGUUCCUUUGGAAAAAGAUGACGAAGAUGUCCUUUUCGCUGGCAAGGAGCAAGCGUAUAGACUCAAGUCCAAGAAGUCAAAAGCAAAAAAUUAUCUUGAAAUUGAACCAACUUAUGAUAGACCAGGAGCUAACUUUCCACGUGGACGUGGUCGAGGACGUGGUGGAGGAGCCCGUGGAGGAAGAGAAAGACGUGACAAUCGUGACGGGCGUGAACGUGAUAGGCGUGAUAAUUAUCGUGACAACUACGAUAAUGAGAAUCGUGAUAAUCGUCGUCGUGUAGGAGGUCGUGGUAUCAACCUUGACGAUCAAAGUGCUUUUCCAAGUCUUGUAAAUAAGCAUUGGAACAGAGCAGCAAGGACUGACGAAAUAUCCAAAAAGAUAGAUGCGUUUUUUGCACCCUCACAUUUCUUCAAUAAAUAUACAACGCUCGAAUUCUUUCUUGGUACUAGCAAUGAAGACGAGCGUCGUCACUUGUUGCUUUCUGAGAACUCUGUGAGAAUUAUUCGUUCAGGGUUGGAGUCAUAUACGUCCACUUCCUUUUCGUCUAUGCCCACCUCACAUUAUUCAUAUUCAGAUGUUGUACGCGUAUCCAUUAAUGCACCAUCUAUGUAUAAUAAAGUUACCAAAGAUAUACAAAAAUAUAACAAAAAAGUUCGUACAGCAGUCAAACUUCGUGGGAUGAAAAAUAUGUGGGAGAAAGCACGAAAUAUGAUUCAAGAAAAAAAAUAUUUAUUUGUGGCUGUUGAUGUUGAAAGUUAUGAACGAGAUCAUUCUUGUAUCUUGGAGGUUGGAUGGAGUAUGUACGAUUCUAAGAAAGAUUUAAUCAUGGAUCGGCAUUUCUGUGUGACUGAUUAUAGACAUCUGAGAAAUGGACAAUUCGUUCCAGACAUGAAGGAUCGAUUCACCUUUGGAACCACAGUAUGGGCAAACCAGAAAACGAUCAAAGAUGAAUUCAUGAAAGAUUUGGAAAAACAAAGAGGAAAUGUAGUUCUUUUAGGACAUGAUAUCAAGACGGAUGUAAAGUAUAUAGAGAGCAUGGGAAUGGAUGUUUCUAGUGUGAUAGAAAGGUUCGAUACCGCUGACAUGAAUGCCGCAAGGGUUGGGAAACCGAAUGAACGAAUUAAUCUUGGAAGAUUGUUAGAUGAACUGGAUAUUGAAAAUUACAGCUUGCAUAACGCUGGAAAUGAUGCACAUUAUACGUUACGCCUAUUUCUUGAACUUUGCAAGCUCCCACCUGCACCGCCAGAAGAGCCCAAUGCCUCUCAACCUGUUAGUGACGAUGAUUGGAUCUAA
Cetraspora pellucida is the source of this 2190-nucleotide messenger RNA. The record is from the annotation of a GenBank genome assembly. NCBI's taxonomy places the organism in Eukaryota, Fungi, Glomeromycota, Glomeromycetes, Diversisporales, Gigasporaceae.